AUGGAUUUGAACAAAUUGGAUUCGAAAGGAAAGAAAGGAAUCAUUCCCAAAACAUGGGAGCGUUGCAAGUCUUUUGGUCGAAAAAAUUCAUCAGAAAAUAAUCAACAUGCCUUAACAACAAAACGAGCUAGAAAAUCAAAAUAUCGAGUAUCUACACAAGGUUGUUUCUCCGUCUAUGUUGGAUCAUAUAAACAAAGAUUCGCGAUUAAGAUUGAGUAUGUUAAUCAUCCCCUCUUCAAGAUGUUGCUUGAUGAAGCUGAAUCAGAGUUUGGUUACAACAGUAAAGGUCCUUUGAGCCCUGAAUCGAGAGUCGAUUCAAAUCAGAUUUCCGCCAUUGUUGAUCCUUUGUGGAAGCAGAGGAGAAGUUCUUUUUCGCCAUUGUUGAUCCUUUGUGGAAGCAGAGGAGAAGUUCUGCCAUUGUUGUGGAAACAGAAGAUUUCUGUCAUUGUGAUUGCCAUUGUUGUGGAAACAGAAGAUUUCUGUCAUUGUAGUUCUUUUGUGGAAGAAGAAGAAAAGAAAUGA
Solanum pennellii is the source of this 522-nucleotide messenger RNA. RefSeq lists its product as uncharacterized. The transcript has 2 exons. Bases 1 to 522 code for a protein of 173 amino acids. The record is from RefSeq and is a predicted model, not a curated record. Gene Ontology annotation, biological process: response to auxin. NCBI's taxonomy places the organism in Eukaryota, Viridiplantae, Streptophyta, Magnoliopsida, Solanales, Solanaceae.